Molecule: messenger RNA, 978 nt
Organism: Phaeodactylum tricornutum CCAP 1055/1
Lineage: Eukaryota; Bacillariophyta; Bacillariophyceae; Surirellales; Neidiaceae
Exons: 1
Coding region: 1-978 (325 amino acids)
Biological process (GO): RNA stabilization
Molecular function (GO): RNA binding
Source: RefSeq, a predicted model, not a curated record
AUGCAGACUCUUCCUUCUGAAGGUUCAAUCGUGUGCGGUGAAAUCGUUCGAAUUGAACCGUAUGGAGCCUUCGUGCAGUUGGAAGAAUGUCGAGCUCGGGGGCUUUUGCACAUCUCUCAAAUUGCGAACAUGAGGUUGGAAAAAGUUGAGGAUGCACUAUCAAUGAACGAUCGUGUGUGGGUCAAAGUUUUGGAGGUAGUACCCGACGACAAUCCAGACAUGUCCCGUCCGCAACGCUUCAAAAUAAAGCUCACCAUGAAAAAUGUUGCUCAAGAUGGUACAGCUCAAGAAAUAGAGGCAUCGCUACAAGCUGGUCAAAGAGUAUCACAAGCAAUUGAACAAAACUUGAAUUCCAAGAUUGGAAUGGGUGUAGCACGAGAUCCAAUGGCUGGUUACAGCAACGCGAGCGAUCGUUUGAUUUUGAAAAAUGAUCCUUCCCGGAAGACGACUGUAAUAAAUGGGUACGCGCUAGUGGACGAUACCGAAGGAGUACUUCCUCCGGAGUCAUCGCUGCCUCCCUUAAUCGAGCCAGUACAAAUUGUAUUAAUGGGCCGUGGGCGCGGAAAAACGUUGCCGGCAUGGAUGACCAAUGACGACAACGGCCCGAUCAAGCGUUCCGAGAUGGUAGUCAACGAUGACGGAAGCUCAUCCAACGAAAGUGGACGACAUUCUAGAAAACGCAGCAAACGCAAAAGCAAAGAAAAGCGCAAAAAGGAUAGAAAGCGUUCUCGAAAGACUCGAUAUAACGACGAAAGUGAGAGGGACGACCGAGACCGCGAUAGACAUCGAAAAAAACGCCGUCGAAGCCAGCGUAGUCGCAGCCCAAGCGCCAGUGCUAAAAGCUCCAUCCCUGAUGAGGGUUUUUUCAAUCGGUCAUUAGGGGAUGAUAGAAACAUCAGCUUUCGGAAUGUGGACGAAGCGAAGCGCCUAGUAGAAGAGUUGGAGAAAAAAGGAGUUCGCAAAAGUCGGCGGUCGUAG